Messenger RNA from Acanthosepion pharaonis, 2124 nucleotides. Lineage: Eukaryota; Metazoa; Mollusca; Cephalopoda; Sepiida; Sepiidae. The record is from the annotation of a GenBank genome assembly.
AUGAAAGAUUUCUUUCUUUCAAUCUAUCUUUUUUCUUUCUGGAUUUUAUCCAAUCUUUUUAUCUUUCUAUUACUUAUCAAAACUAUCUCUCUAUUUAUCAAAAACCUCUCUAUCAAUUAUUUAGCAAAACUAUCUCUCUAUUUAUCAAAAUUCUCUCUAUCAAUUAUUUAUCAAAACUCUAUCCAAUUCUCUUUUAUGAAAAUUCUAUUCCACUCUGCUUCUGCUAUUUAUCCAAAAUUCUUUUUCUUUCUUUCGACCAAUAACUCUUUUAUUCUUUUUGGUUUUUAUCUUUCAUUCUUUUUUCUGCUGUUUAUUCAACAUUUCCUUCUUGCUGUUAUUAAUUCAUUAUUUCCUUCCUUGUUUCUGCUAACUAUGCAAUAUUUCGUUCUUUCUGUCGUUUAUGCAAUAUUUGUUUCUUUCUUUGUUGCUGCCAUUUAUGCAAUAUUUUUUGUUUCUUUCUAUUUAUCCAUUCCUACUUUUUUCUUUCUUUCUGCUGUUUAUGCAGUCUUUCUUUCUUUAUAUUUAUCUAUCUAUAUAAUCUGUCCUCGUUUCCUUUCUUUUGAUCUUACACCAGAAAAUGAAUCAAGCAAGCUAUCUUUCUUUAUAUUUAUCAAACGUCUUUCUUUCAUUCUUUAUUCUGCUAUGUAUGCAAUAUAUCUUUCUUUCUGCCACUUAUUCCAGUUGUUGAUGUUUCUUUCUUCCUUUCUGCUACAUAUUCACUGUUUGUCUUCAUUACUUAUUGUCAUUCUGCCAUCUAUUCAUUCUUUUCUUUCAUUUCUGCCACCUAUCAAAUUCUUUCUUCCUUUCUUUUCGCCAUCUAGUCAAACUCGUCUUUCUUUUUGCCAGCUACUCACUAGUCAAUCUUUUCUUUAUUUUUUCUUUCUUUCUGCCAUCUUGUCAAUCCUCUCUUUCUUUAUUCUUUCUGUCGUCUUGUCAAUCCUCCCUUUCUUUAUUCUUUCUGUCGUCUUGUCAAUCCUCCCUGUCGUCUUGUCAAUUCUUUUCUGUCGUCUUGUCAAUCCUCCCUUUCUUUAUUCUUUCUGUCGUCUUGUCAAUCCUCCCUUUCUUUAUUCUUUCUGUCGUCUUGUCAAUCCUCCCUUUCUUUAUUCUUUCUGUCGUCUUGUCAAUCCUCCCUUUCUUUAUUCUUUCUGUCGUCUUGUCAAUCCUCCCUUUCUUUAUUCUUUCUGUCGUCUUGUCAAUCCUCCCUUUCUUUAUUCUUUCUGCCAUCUAGUCAAUCCUUCCUUUCUUUAUUCUUUCUGCCAUCUAGUCAAUCCUUCCUUUCUUUAUUCUUUCUGCCAUCUAGUCAAUCCUUUCUUUCUUUAUUCUUUCUGCCAUCUAGUCAAUCCUUUCUUUCUUUAUUCUUUCUGCCAUCUAGUCAAUCCUUUCUUUCUUUAUUCUUUCUGCCAUCUAGUCAAUCCUUUCUUUCUUUCAUUCCGUCAUCUAGUUAAUCUUUCCUUCUGCCAUAUAGUGAAUCUUUCUUUUGUCUGUUUCUUUCUCUUCUGCCAUCUAGAUAAUCUUUUCCCUUUCUUUCUGCCAUCUAGUCAUUCUUUUUUCUUUUUUAUCUUCUCUUUUCAUUUCUUUUUUCCUUUCUCUCUGCCAUCUAGAAAAUCUUUUCUUUCUUUCUCUCUUUUCUGCGAUCUCGUCAGUUUUUUCCUUCUUUCAGUCAUCUAUCAAUCUUUUCUUUCUUCUUUCUCUUUGUUUCUGCCGUUUAGUCAUUCUUUUUUUUUCUUUCUUGCCUCUAUCCAAUUUUUCAUUUUUUUUUUUUCAAUCUGCCAUCUAAUAUUUUCAUUAUCUCUUUAUUUUCUUCUUCAUCUCUCCAAUCUUUUUUCUCUUUUUCUUUCUUUCUUCCGUUUAUUUAAUAUUGUUUCUGUAUCUGUUUUGUUUCUUUCAUCUCUCCAAUCUUCUUUCUUUUUUACAUGUAUUCAAUUUUCUUUUUUCUUUCUUCCAUCUAUCCAAUCUUUUUUCUUUUUCUUCCUAAAUCUAUCCAAUAUUUGCUUUUCUCCUUUUUUUUACUUAGACCUAUCCAAUGUUUUCUUUCUUUCACUUCUGUCCAAUAUUUUUCUUUUUCUUUCAUUCUUUUUGCUAUCUAUCGAAUCUUUUAAUUCUUCCUUUUUGUCAUCCAUCUAA